AUGGAGCUGAAUCUCCAUCUGUGCUUCAAGCAUGCAAAUCACAGUCUAUGCAGGUUGAACUCGGUUUUCAUCCUGUGGGUCUCCAUGACAUUGGUGUGCUCGGGUUUCCCAGUUGGCCCUUCCAUGAGCACCGACCCGCUGUAUCUGAGCUGCCAGCUGAAGGGGAGAUGGGAUUCGUGCCUGGUGCUGCUGAGCAGCUGCCUGUCCAGGGUGGGCAGGGCUGAGGAGCUGCCCCUGGGGAAGCCUCUCCACAAAAGGUCCUUCCGCAACGGCGUCGGAGCGGGAAUUAAAAAAACUUCCUUCCGAAGGGCAAAGUCCUGA
Messenger RNA from Melospiza georgiana, 321 nucleotides. It is a transcript of the gene NPS, whose product is annotated as neuropeptide S. The transcript has 3 exons. The record is from RefSeq and is a predicted model, not a curated record. NCBI's taxonomy places the organism in Eukaryota, Metazoa, Chordata, Aves, Passeriformes, Passerellidae. Gene Ontology annotation, cellular component: extracellular region. Bases 1 to 321 code for a protein of 106 amino acids. Gene Ontology annotation, biological process: neuropeptide signaling pathway; positive regulation of synaptic transmission, GABAergic; positive regulation of action potential.